Messenger RNA from Acanthamoeba castellanii str. Neff, 978 nucleotides. Its product is annotated as low CO2induced aldose reductase. The transcript has 5 exons. Bases 1 to 978 code for a protein of 325 amino acids. The record is from RefSeq and is a predicted model, not a curated record. Gene Ontology annotation, cellular component: cytosol. Gene Ontology annotation, molecular function: aldose reductase (NADPH) activity. Lineage: Eukaryota; Discosea; Longamoebia; Acanthamoebidae.
AUGGAGAAUGGAGGCCACGUCAUGCACCUCAGCGGUGGCCACUGGAUGCCCUUGCUGGGUUAUGGCACGUGGCGCGUGGGGAAGGGGGCGGUGGGGCAGCUGGUCGACUGGGCCAUCGCCGAGGAGGGCUACCGGCACAUCGACUGCGCGUCCCUCUACAACAACGAACACGACGUCGGGCGCGCCCUCGCACGUCUCCUCCAGAACCAGCCAGCCGCAACGACCGCUGCCCCGCCUCCUCGCACCACGCCACAUGGCGGCGAUGGUGAUGGUGAUGGCGUCGGUGAUGGCCCCCAAAAGGUGGCGAGGGACGAGCUGUUCAUCACCUCCAAGCUCUGGAACACGCACCACCGGCGGGAGCUCGUCUUCCAGGCGUGCCGCAAGAGCCUCCAGGAUCUGCGGUUGGAAUACCUGGAUCUGUACCUCAUGCACUGGCCGGUGGCGAUGGUGCCCAACGCCCGGCCGCCGCUGCGCAAGGGUCGCUUCCUGCGCGACGAAUACAUCGACACCCAAACCUCCCUCCGCGAGACCUGGCUCGCCAUGGAGGAGCUGGUGGCGCGCGGGUGGGUCAAGUCAAUCGGCGUGUCCAACUUCACGGUGCGGCAGCUGGAGCACGUGUUGUCGUUUGCGUCGAUCCCGCCGGCCGUCAACCAGAUCGAGAUGCACCCCUACCUCCUCCAACCCGACCUCCUCCACUUCUGCCGCCAACACAACAUAGUGGGCAAGGAGCUGUUGGCCGACGAGACGGUGGUGGCGCUGGCGGAGCGAAAGGGGCGGACGCCGGCGCAGGUGGUGCUGCGCUGGGGCCUCGAGCACGGGGCGGUCGUGAUCCCGCGCACCGAGCAGCGGGCCCACAUGCGCGCCAACGCCGACGUCUUCUCCUUCUCCCUGGCGCCCGCCGAGAUGGCCCAGCUCGACGCCCUCCACCGCGACCGACGCUACAUCACCGGCUGGGUGCGCGAUCAAUGGACGUCCUGA